Acytostelium subglobosum LB1 is the source of this 1686-nucleotide messenger RNA. RefSeq lists its product as hypothetical. The annotation marks the transcript as partial. The transcript has 4 exons. The record is from RefSeq and is a predicted model, not a curated record. Gene Ontology annotation, biological process: maturation of SSU-rRNA. Gene Ontology annotation, cellular component: cytosol; preribosome, small subunit precursor. Gene Ontology annotation, molecular function: protein serine/threonine kinase activity; ATP binding. NCBI's taxonomy places the organism in Eukaryota, Evosea, Eumycetozoa, Acytosteliales, Acytosteliaceae.
AAAGUUUCAAACAUGGAAUUAGAAAACAAUAACAAGAAGAGUUUAGAUAACUCUACAGCAGUGGUAGCAUUGGAGAAUGCUGCAACUUCAACUUCAACAUCAACUUCACAACAUCAACAACAAGAUAAUGAUGAAUAUUAUGACGAAGAUGGAGAAUAUUAUGAUGACGAUGAAGAUUAUGAUGAUGAUGACGAUUACUUUGACUCUGACGAGGAUGAGGAUGCAAUACUACAUGAACGAUCAGCAUUGGGCAACAAAACAUUACAACCAAAGAAUAAUAUGUUGGAGCAAAAGUAUCAGAACAAGAUCAAUCUCGGUCAAAUGAGACGUAUCAUCGACGACGACUCACAUCGCAGUCUACCAAACACCGUGUCCAACGAAGUGCGCGAGAUCAAAAAGAAGGAUGACAAGCAAGGUAUAAGGAUUGCUGAUAAGGAGAAUAGAGCGACAACUGAACAGGUACUGGACCCAAGGACAAGAUUGAUGUUGUUCAAGAUGAUCAAUAAGGGAGUUAUUAGUGAGAUCAAUGGUUGUGUGAGCACUGGAAAGGAGGCGAAUGUUUAUCAUGCCGUGACGGCUACGGGCGAGGAGAGAGCCAUCAAGGUGUACAAGACAAGUAUCUUGGUGUUCAAGGAUCGUGACAGAUAUGUGACGGGCGAGUUCCGUUUCCGUCGUGGCUACAGCAAGAGCAAUCCGAGAAAGAUGGUCAAGGUGUGGGCCGAGAAGGAGUAUCGUAAUCUGAUGCGUCUGAAGGCUGCCGGCAUCCCCUGUCCGACUCCCCUGGUCCUGCGCAAUCACAUCCUCAUCAUGAACUUUAUUGGAAAGGACGGAUACGCCGCACCCCGUCUAAAGGACGCCGUCGUCUCGGACGAGCGAUACCACGAGCUGUACCUGGACGCCAUCAAACUGAUGCGCACGCUCUACCACAAAUGUCGUCUGGUGCACGCCGAUCUGAGCGAGUACAACAUCCUCUACUACAAGGGUGGUCUGUUCAUCAUCGAUGUGUCACAGUCUGUCGAGCACGAUCAUCCCCACUCACUGGAGUUCCUUCGCAUGGACUGUGUCAACAUGACCGACUUCUUCCGCAAGUCUGGUGUACACACAAUGCUCACUCAAGAGUUGUUUGAGUUUGUUACCGAUCUAUCAAUCAAUGAUGACAAUAUCGAUGAAUAUUUGGAUGCUGUACAAAAGAGGAUCAUGGAUAGAGGUGAUCUGAGUAACGAGGAUAAGAUCAAGGAGGAGGUGUUCAGGAAUGCAUACAUUCCUAGGACACUGGACCAAAUUAUUGAUCUGGAUCGUGACUUGGCCAAAGCAAAGACUGGAGAUGAUAUAUUUUACAACACUAUUAUGGGACUUAGUUCCACAUUGACAAAGACAUUGGAUCAACCAGAGAUCAUUAGAAAUAAUGAAGCUGGAAAUGGCAAUGAUGAUAGUGAAGACGAUGAUGAUAGUGAUGAUGACGACGAUGAUGAUGAUGACGACAGCAGUGAUGAUAGUGAUCAUGAUGAAGUUGAAGAUGGUGAGCCAGGCGCUGAGAAACCAUUACGUCUAGAAGAUAUGGACAAGAAGGACAGAAAGAAGUUGGUCAAAGAGCAGAACAGAGAGCGAAGAAAGACAAAGAUACCAAAGCACAUCAAGAAGUUGACAAAGAAGAAGAAAGCAGAGAAGUUCGGAAAGAAGAAAUAA